UUGCAUUCAGGGCCCUGCCUUUGAUCUUACUCUGAUCCUCUGCCCUAAAUUAGAAUUCAAAGGGCCAACUCCGCUUGGCACGAACCUUCGUGGAAUCUGUUUUCAUCUCAAAAUCUCUGUCAAGCAAAUUCUCUUUUAAGGAAAGUUGUUCCCGGUGGCUCACCUGGAAACAUUAUAUGGUUCUAGAGUCCAUAAUUAAGGGCAAUAAAUCAGUAUAUUCCCCAUGUAAUCGGAUGGGUGAUCUGCAAGGAACGCAAAUGUCGGUUGACAUUAUCAUCAAUCAGGGAAGGAUUUGUUCUUUUGAACUUUGAGUUGCACAAUUGUGUCAAAUGCAGGAGGGAAAGGAUACAAAAGGCACACCUGGGUCCUACUGUUAAAAGAACCAGGUUGUGGCAACACACAGAUCUCGCAGACCGAGAAAAAAAAAAAAACAGAAACGAACAAGGGAGCUGGAGCUGCAAUUUCCUUUGACCACAUUUGCCAGAAAAUUAAAAAGAAGAAGAAUCCCAUUGCAGGAGCUUUCCAGCACAGGAACGACCAUUUUCCUUCUGCGCUUCGAUCCCGUUUUUAGUCUUCGUCUGGCUCCUCUACCAAGAUUUCACCAGGGUGCAUAUCCCACCCGGAAUCAGCCAAGGGGGAAAACUCUGCUUCAUGUAAUUGUUCAUGAGGAUUUUUAUGAGACUGGGUGCGAUUCUGCAGAAACUUGGCAUGUGCAGUGAAGUGGAUGUUCUGAGGUUGCUGAUCAACAGAAAACUCCCAAUGAGGGCCUCUGACUUGAUCGUCAAGGAGACACUUUUCGACACGGUGCCCGUCAGGGUCUACGCGUCCAAAUCCUCAAGGGCUGAGAACCGACGAGGGCUUGUGUGGAUUCACGGAGGAGGAGGGUUGUUUGGAAGCCUUGAAAGUUACCAACGGCUGUGCCACUUCUUUGCCAAGGAAAGUGCCACCGUGAUUGUCUGCAUCGGCUAUCCCUUAGCCCCAGAGCAUCCUUACCCAGCUCAACAGGUCAGCUGCUACGCUGCCGUCUUGCACUUUUUGAAGAACGCGCAGGACUACGGGGUGGACCCAGAACGGAUCGUGCUGGGUGGAGACAGCAGUGGAGGCAGCAUCGUGGCUGCCAUUUCUCAACAGCUGGUGUCACGGAAGGACCUGCCACGGGUCAAGGCCCACGUGCUCCUCUACCCUUACGUCCAGACCCUGGAUUCCAACCUGCCUUCUUACCAGCAAAACCACUCAGUGCCCCUGUUAUUCAAGAGACACGCCGUCACUUUCUUCAUGCUUUAUCUCACCGGAAGUGACAUCGGCGUGGAUGGCGUUAUGGCCAAUGCCCACUUGUCCCAGGAAGUAAGGGCCAAGUACCAGAAGUGGGUUAGCCCGGACCAUAUUCCCCAGGAGUUUAAAGUCCGGGGUUACGUGCCAUUUGUACCCAGUCUGUUUUCAGAAGACCUUUUCAGACUAUACGAGAGAUCUUUCGAACCCAGGCUUUCUCCACUCCUGGCGGAAGAUGCCAUCCUCCGGCAGUUUCCAAAGACUUUCCUUCUGACUUGCGAAUACGACAUUUUCCGAGACGACGGCCUGCUCUACAAAAGGCGGCUGGAAGAGAACGGGGUGGCGGUCACCUGGCAUCACCUGGAGGAUGGAUUCCACGGGAUCUCCUUAAUGAUAGGCCUUGGGCCAAUGGAGUUCCCCGGGACGAGGCGCAAUCUUCAAAGGGUCCUUCAGUUCCUAGAACGGUUCUAGGAAGCCUUUACUUUUAUUUCCGUCGGCCUUCUACGAUUUUAUGGCUUGCGAAGUCCCCUGCUGGCCAACAAGCAAAUCUGUCGCAAUCUUUCCCGGCUGUCUCUUGCAAUCGCAGGUGCUGGCUGCUGAAGGCAACCGCUUGUGUUAAGGAAUCAAGUUUCAGUGAACUGUGUUUUGUUUGCCUUGGACAUUUUAUUCAGGUCUGUGAAUAAUAAAAAGGGAUUGUUUUUUUCCUGCA
This is a messenger RNA of Crotalus tigris (Tiger rattlesnake), 1978 nucleotides long. RefSeq names its product arylacetamide deacetylase-like 4. Lineage: Eukaryota; Metazoa; Chordata; Lepidosauria; Squamata; Viperidae. Gene Ontology annotation, molecular function: carboxylic ester hydrolase activity. Gene Ontology annotation, cellular component: membrane. The transcript is spliced from 4 exons. The coding region runs from base 664 to 1740 and encodes 358 amino acids. The record is from RefSeq and is a predicted model, not a curated record.